AAAGACAUUAUGAAAUAAAUAAAGUAUUGCAUUAAAAAAUUUUUCUAUUUUUAAGUCAUUUGUACAAUGGAGGAUAUUAUUAAAGAUAAUCUAGAAAAAAAAUCAUUGAAAAGGGAGGAUAUUAAAGAUAAUUUAGAAGAGAAAUCAUUGGAAAAGGAAGAAAAUUAUGUGGUUUCUCAAAGCAGUAACUCCGAAUUCUAUUUAAAUGCACAAAAGUAUUGGGCAAAAAUUCCACCUACUGUGAAUGGGAUGCUUGGAGGGCUAGGCUAUAUCAACGCUUUAGAUAUUCAAGGUUCGAAUUGUUUUUUACGCGAACUAAAGAUUAAAGAUGCGAGUAAAACUUGUGCGCUAGAUUGCGGUGCUGGUAUAGGCAGAGUUUCAAAAAAUCUGCUUAUGCCGUUAUUUGCCAAAGUUGAUCUUGUUGAACAAGAUCAGGCCUUUGCUGCAAAAGCUCACGAAUAUUGUGUCAAAGACUCUGGCGCUGUUCUUGGCUAUCCAAAUCGUUUGGGUGAAAUAUACAACAUUGGCCUCCAAGAUUUCCGGCCCGAUGUUAAUAAAUAUAACCUAGUUUGGUCUCAAUGGGUAUUAGGACAUCUCACUGAUGUAGAUCUCCUACUACUUUUCGUACGCAUUCGCCAGAGUUUAAUUGCUGGUGGUCACUUUGUGAUUAAAGAGAAUAUAACAAGUUCGCGACAAGUCGAAAAAGAUGAUGAAGACUCGUCAGUUGCUAGACCGUUAAAAAUGUACGAAACAUGUUUGAAACAGGCUGGAUUCCGCAUCGUGAAAAUGACUCAGCAAAAAAAUUUUCCGAAAGGUCUCUAUCCCGUUUAUAUGAUAGCCAGUCGUCCUCUGCGAAAAAAAAUAUGUGAUUCUUAAAUGUUGUGGAAGAUGUUCUAAGGAUAUAUUCAGUAUAGUACUGUCAGGGAGGCGAGAGCGAUGACCAGUAAUGCAUAAAUAAUGUAAUGUAUUUGCUGUGUAUAUAUUUUAGAUAUACAUGUUUUCUUCUUCUAAAAAAUACGCAGUUUUCUGAUUUUAUUGUGGUUUAUAGAGACGUCUACAUGAUCUGCAGAAACCUAUAUAUUUAGUUGUCGAAUACAAAUUUAUUGUGGGCUUUGGAAGCAAAAUUCCGGCUUAUUUAUCUAUUUAUUCCACUUAUACAAGAAACUCAACUAAAACAAAUGGCAGUCGAGUUCAAUUGACGCUUAA
Messenger RNA from Glossina fuscipes, 1206 nucleotides. RefSeq names its product alpha N-terminal protein methyltransferase 1. The record is from RefSeq and is a predicted model, not a curated record. The coding region runs from base 67 to 876 and encodes 269 amino acids. NCBI's taxonomy places the organism in Eukaryota, Metazoa, Arthropoda, Insecta, Diptera, Glossinidae. The transcript has a single exon. Gene Ontology annotation, cellular component: cytoplasm. Gene Ontology annotation, molecular function: N-terminal protein N-methyltransferase activity. Gene Ontology annotation, biological process: N-terminal protein amino acid methylation.